Molecule: messenger RNA, 1834 nt
Organism: Uranotaenia lowii
Lineage: Eukaryota; Metazoa; Arthropoda; Insecta; Diptera; Culicidae
Product: lysosomal Pro-X carboxypeptidase
Exons: 4
Coding region: 162-1589 (475 amino acids)
Biological process (GO): proteolysis
Molecular function (GO): dipeptidyl-peptidase activity; serine-type exopeptidase activity
Source: RefSeq, a predicted model, not a curated record
ACAAAAAGGUCACUCAUCGCGAUAAGUAGUUAUCAGCUGGGCCUGGGCUGCCUGUAAGCAUUCUUCCAGCCGCUGGAACGCCACAUUUCGCUACUAUCUUUUGCGUCUGGUGGUCAGAAUAACAGGCGGACAAAAGUUUUGUUUCAGAUCCGAUCCCAAAAAUGUUCCGACAGGAUGUGUCCAUCCUAGUGGGCGUCACCAUACUCUGUCUACUGGGAAUGUCCACAGGUACCAAUUACCAGUACCAGAUCAAGUUUCUCGAUGUGCCUUUGGACCACUUUAGCUACGUCAAUGACAGCCUCACUUUUAAGUUAAGGUAUCUGAUCAACGACACCUACGACCCAACCGGAUCUGGUCCAAUUCUAUUCUACACCGGAAAUGAGGGUGACAUUGAACUGUUCGCUCAGAACACUGGUUUCAUGUGGGAGAUUGCUCCUAAAUUGAAGGCUUCGCUCGUUUUUGCCGAACAUCGAUUCUACGGCAAGACGCUUCCGUUUGGGAAUGCUUCCUACGAGUCCCCGAAACACCUGGGUUACCUGUCGUCGGAACAAGCGCUGGCAGAUUUCGCCCAUUUGCUAACUGAGAUUAAUCCCAUUGUUCCGGGUCGUCGGAAUCGGCCAGUGAUAGCUUUCGGUGGUUCGUACGGUGGGAUGUUGGCUGCCUGGAUCCGUAUGAAGUAUCCCCACUUGGUGAAUGGGGCCAUUGCUGCUUCGGCACCAAUUCGGCAGUUCUAUACCGAUUGUGGCAUUUUCAAUCAGAUCUUGACCACGGUUUUUAAAACGGCUUACAAAGAAGAGUGUGCUUCAAAUAUCGCAAGGUCUUGGGAUGCCCUCCGAAAUUAUUCUUCAACAGCCGAGGGAUUGAAAACGUUGCAGGAUAAGUUCAAGUUUUGUAACAAUGUUACAAAAGCCGAAGACAUCACUGGAACGUUUUUCGAUUAUAUGAAUGACGUUUACGGGAACCUGGCUAUGAUCAAUUAUCCUUACAAUAGCACCUUCCUGGCCCCAGUUCCGGCAUAUCCAGUGAGAGAGUUCUGUGGGCGUCUGGCGCAGAACUACACCGGACUAGAGCUGAUAAACCAUCUGCAAGAUGCCUUGAGUAUCUACACCAACUACACCGGAACGACCAAGUGUCUGAACAUCGCAUCGGCCUACGACAGCAAGAUGGGAGACCAGGGAUGGAACUUCCAGUCCUGCACCGAAAUGUACAUGCCAAUGUGUGCCAAGGGACCCGGCAAGGAUAUGUUUCCGAAGCAGCCGUGGGACGAUAAAAAGUACUCGGACAAUUGUUUCAAACAGUUCGGGGUGCGACCUCGCAACAAGGCUGCUCUUGCCAUCUACGGUGGACAAUAUUUGGAUGACGCAUCGAACAUCGUGUUCAGCAACGGGCUGAUGGAUCCGUGGUCCGGAGGUGGUGUCCUGCGUUCAAAUAAUCCCAGCAUCACGGUGAUUUUGAUUCCGGAAGGUGCACACCACAUCGAUUUACGUGCCGCAAACGAAAAAGAUCCCGGCUCGGUCAUCGCUUCACGUCAGAUCCAUUUGCAAAACAUCCAAAAGUGGAUCAAGCAGCACUCCAAACGGCGAGUCUAGAGAAUCGCUCUUUGCGUGCCAACUUUCUUAAACAAACAAACAAAGGUUAAUCCCCCGGAUAAAAGGAUCUGAGGACCACUUUUUCCAAACCCAGAUGAACUCAGUGCUUUCGGAACAAGAACAAUUAGACUUAGCUAACCAUGUCAGAAGAAAAACUUAUAUGUAGUGAUAGAUAGUUUUCCAUCAAAUUUGAAAGCAAUAAAAUACUUAUAUUCGUAAAAAAACAUAAAGUUUAAAUCCACAAA